AUGUUCGCUCGAAAUACUUCUCUCCUAGUCACUCUUUGCUUGGCCCUUUUCUCUGUAUCAUCAACGGACGCACAAGGCGUCUUUGUUGAAAAGGGAGAGGGAGUUUGCAUUGAUGCCAUCGGAUCCCAAUACGAUUACCUUGAAACUACUGGUAUCACUUCUGUUGCAGGGUGCCAGUCCAGAUGCACCUCUCUUGACGGAACCAACCUCCGCGGAAUCGAAUACGAAGCCUCUUCCCAAGGAUGUUUGUGCUUGUAUGAGAAUGGUGCCGGUUUUCCUGCCAAUGCCUUUUCGGAAGUUGGAGAAGAUGCUGGUCUAGGAGCCGUCGCUGGUGCUAAUUCCACCUUCUCUUCCUUCCAAUGCUUUGCAUACUCAGGAGGAGGCGCCUACUCUCUUGUCGGAACUGGAGGUUGCGUCGACAGGAGCAGCGAAUUCUUUUCCUUUGCUGUUCCCUUCAACGCCCAAGGUACCCAAACUGUAGCCACCUGCCAAAGUGCCUGUACUGCCUCUGGUACCAGUGGAUUGGUCGGCCUUGAUUACAAUGGAGAGUGCUACUGUCUGUACAGUGCCGAAAGUGUACCAACCAUCGCAUCUACCACCAGUGUUUCCAACAAUGGUGGAACCGGAAAAGUUGCUGGCACAUCUACUUUUGCAGGUGUGACUUGUCAAAGCUUUGAAAUCCUCACUCCUGCCCCCACACCAGCCCCCACACCAGCCCCCACUCCACCCUCUACUGCACCACCAACUGAUCCUGUAUUGACUGCUGGCGAUCGCGCUGUUACCAUUGCUGCUCCAGUCGGUCCAGCCGUUGGUGCCGUGGCUGGAAAGGCUCCCAAAGUCAAAUCCACUGGCAAGGCACCCACUCUGGACAACCGAGGAACCAAGCUUUCCGCCGGAUCUGCCUCAUCCGUCAAGGAUGCCAAGCGAAGAAGACAUUAG
Molecule: messenger RNA, 939 nt
Organism: Cylindrotheca closterium
Lineage: Eukaryota; Bacillariophyta; Bacillariophyceae; Bacillariales; Bacillariaceae
Source: the annotation of a GenBank genome assembly